Molecule: messenger RNA, 1780 nt
Organism: Chara braunii
Lineage: Eukaryota; Viridiplantae; Streptophyta; Charophyceae; Charales; Characeae
Source: the annotation of a GenBank genome assembly
AGGCCAGCCGAAGGUGCACCGAAGCUGUUCUGUAGGCCCAAGUCUGAGAGUUUCGGACCGCGAAGCUAGUUGGAGGAGAAUAAAGUCAUUGCAGUCGGUAAUUCUCUCUCCUUUCUAGACAGUGCGGCGUCGCUGGUGUCAAGAACGCCAUAGCGAUGGUUUCCCUUAAGCUCCAGAAGCGGCUUGCCGCAAGCGUGCUGAAGUGUGGCAAGAAGAAAAUAUGGCUGGAUCCCAACGAAGUGAACGAGAUUUCUAUGGCCAAUUCAAGGCAAAAUAUUCGGAAGCUGGUUAAGGAUGGCUUCGUGAUCAGGAAGCCGCAGAAGAUCCAUUCGAGAGCGCGUGCUCGCCGGGCUAUGGAAGCAAAGCGAAAGGGACGGCAUACUGGAUACGGUAAGAGAAGGGGAACUCGCGAGGCCAGGCUUCCUACGAAAGUUCUCUGGAUGCGGAGGAUGCGUGUGCUGAGGAGGCUCCUUCGUAAGUAUCGUGAUGCCAAGAAGAUCGACAAACACAUGUACCAUGACAUGUACAUGAAGGUGAAGGGUAAUGUGUUCAAGAAUAAGCGUGUGCUGAUGGAGAGCAUCCAUAAGUCCAAGGCAGAGAAGGCUCGUGAGAGGACUUUGUCCGACCAGUUCGAGGCACGCCGUGCGAAGAGCAAGGCUACAAGGGAACGCAAGAUUGCCAGAAGAGAGGAGCGGCUGGCACAGGGCCUGUCUGGAGUGAAGGUGCCCGAAGCUGCCCCGCCACCCCCAGAGCCAACGUCUGUGCCGAAGAAGAAGAAAGGAAAGGAGUAGAGGUUCGGCGUGUGCGGCGAGGCGUCUACGGUAAUUGCGGCGUGUGCGGCGAGGGCGGGAAACGCGUGACAGAUGCGAAUUUUCAGUUUGUGUACAUUGAGGUCGUUUUUCUCCGUUGUGUCGGUGGAGUAGAGCUGUUCGUCCUCUCGCUAUCCUGUUGUCUUCUGGCAAAGGACCAGUCGUAGGGAAGAAGGGCUUCAUGCAUACGGUCGGUCGUUGUGUUUGUUAAUCUGCCAAGGAUAUGAAAGUGGAAGCACACCUUUAUUCAGUUGUUGAGAGUAACAAGCGUAUUUUUGCUCCCUUUCGCCUCUAUGCAGUCUGGUUCUUGCGAGUCGGUCGAUUUUCGCUGCUUUGUUUUCGUGGUCUCUGAAUCUGUGAUGGGCGUGUCAUUCGUCCUCUCCCUCUUUGUUGUUGCGAUUGACGUAACGGACUUUGGGUUGGGUCGUACAGAUUUGAUGAAUUGAACACAAUUGUGUCACGAUGUCAGUCUUUUUGUUGGACUCCUGUGAAAGUGGAAGCAUACCUUUAUUCAGUCGUUGCGAGUAACAAGCACCGUUUUGCUCCCUUUCCCCUUUCUGUAGUCUGUUUCUUGGGAGUCGGUCGCUUUUCGCUUGUUUGUUUUCGUCCAUUCUGAAGCUGUGAUGAGCGUGUUAUAUGUCCUCUCGCUCUUUUUGUUGUUUCGAAUGACGGAGCGAACUUUGGGCUGGGUUGGGUCGUACACAUUUUUGAUGAAACGAACACAAUCCCGUCAAAAGUCGCAAGAUUUGUGCUGGACACAUGAAAGGUGACUAUUCUUAACUCUCUCACUGGAUGUGCCAGUCUGAUGAAAUCGAUUACACCCCGUUUUCAUUUCUCGAGUAACUGGUCUCCAGAUAAUCAACGUCGAAGUCGUUGAUUCUCCAGUCCUCUCGCACCUCCGUUGCAGCUGUAACCGCUGUAUUUGUGGGGACUUUGCCUCCAUGCAGAGAUAAUCAACGUCCGUACAAUUG